GGAGGCGGAGCUGGGCAUCUCCCUCCCCUUAGAAAAAGGCGAGAGGAGGAGGAGGCGGCAGUGACUCGGGGAAAGCGGAGCCAUGCGGGAGAUCGUCCACCUCCAAGCCGGCCAGUGCGGGAACCAGAUCGGAGCCAAGUUCUGGGAAGUCAUCAGCGAUGAGCAUGGCAUCGAUCCAACUGGUAGCUACCAUGGAGACAGUGACCUGCAGCUGGAGAGAAUCAACGUCUACUACAAUGAAGCAGCUGGAAACAAGUAUGUUCCCCGUGCAAUCCUUGUUGACUUGGAACCUGGGACAAUGGACUCAGUCAGGUCUGGACCUUUUGGGCAGAUCUUUAGACCUGACAACUUUGUCUUCGGCCAAAGUGGUGCUGGGAACAACUGGGCCAAGGGCCACUACACAGAGGGGGCUGAGUUAGUGGACUCUGUGCUGGAUGUGGUCAGGAAAGAGUCUGAGAGCUGUGACUGCCUGCAGGGCUUCCAGCUCACCCAUUCGCUUGGUGGCGGCACAGGAUCUGGGAUGGGCACCCUUCUCAUCAGCAAGAUCAGGGAAGAGUAUCCCGACAGGAUCAUGAACACCUUCAGUGUAAUGCCGUCGCCCAAGGUGUCGGACACAGUGGUUGAGCCAUACAAUGCCACCCUUUCUGUCCACCAGCUGGUGGAGAACACAGAUGAAACCUACUGUAUUGACAAUGAGGCGCUGUAUGACAUCUGUUUCCGCACACUGAAACUCACCACACCGACCUAUGGGGACCUGAACCACUUGGUCUCAGCCACCAUGAGCGGAGUCACCACUUGCCUCCGGUUCCCCGGCCAACUCAAUGCAGAUCUUCGCAAGCUGGCGGUCAAUAUGGUUCCUUUCCCCCGCUUGCAUUUCUUCAUGCCAGGCUUUGCUCCCCUGACCAGCCGUGGCAGCCAGCAGUACCGGGCCCUGACAGUGCCAGAGCUCACCCAGCAGAUGUUUGAUUCUAAAAACAUGAUGGCGGCCUGUGACCCACGCCAUGGGCGCUAUCUGACGGUGGCGGCCAUUUUCCGCGGAAGGAUGUCCAUGAAGGAAGUAGAUGAGCAGAUGCUCAACGUCCAGAACAAGAACAGCAGCUACUUUGUGGAAUGGAUCCCCAACAACGUGAAGACAGCAGUGUGUGACAUUCCACCACGAGGCCUCAAAAUGUCUGCCACAUUCAUUGGCAACAGCACUGCCAUCCAGGAGCUAUUCAAGAGGAUCUCCGAGCAGUUCACAGCCAUGUUCAGGCGCAAAGCCUUCUUGCACUGGUAUACCGGUGAGGGCAUGGAUGAAAUGGAGUUCACAGAAGCUGAGAGCAAUAUGAAUGACCUGGUCUCCGAAUACCAGCAAUAUCAAGAUGCUACUGCUGAUGAGCAAGGCGAAUUUGAAGAGGAAGGCGAGGAGGAUGAGGCUUAGGUUUGAAGAUGAUUUAUUUCAAUUAGACAAGUGUCUGGGGUGAGGCCUGUUCAGCUGUACUUGUGCAUGCUUUUUCAGUUAUGCUUGAUUUUUACUCUUGCCUCUGUCAGCUGUGUAUGUUAUACGUUGUGUAUGUUCAUACAUUAAUUUGGAAGAUCAUCUGAUCUAGAACAGUCAUUCUCCAACCUCAUCUUCUAGAAGCCCUAUAUAUCUAUAUUAAUUGGGAUUCUUUCAAGUUGGAGAAUCAAAGUGACAACUACUGCUCUAGAAAGAGUUAUAACAAAUGCAUAGGACAUAUCAUUAAAAGUAUAAGAAAAGAUGAGUGAUAUGAAUUUUCCCCACAUUUUAGUCUGUGGAUAGCCUAAAUAAAUAAAUAAAUAAAUAAAUCUUAAAAUUUAAAAAUAAAAUUUUGGGGUUAAGCAAUUCUUAGUUCCUACAGUUUAGGUAAUAGUGAAGUUAACACUCAAGCAAUGUUAUUGCUGGCAUUAAAAUUUCUAUUGCAAAGAGAUUUUAAUAGUUUAUCUAAAAUAAGGAGACUUUAUAAAUUGUUUUACAUGGGAAAAAUGUAGUGGCUGAACUAUCUUUUCCCUACUGAAAGGUAAGAACUUAAGAUAUGUUAGUUUGAAAAGCUCAUUAAGGACCAAGCAGUGGAUUCUCCCCACAACAAUGAAAUGGAUACUGUAAGGAACAAUAACCUACAGCAAGGACAGGGGCGUUGUGUGGCUUUAGAUGUUGGACUGCAACGCCUACCAUCAGCCUUCUGUGUUGGCUAGGGCUAAUUAAAAUGGCAGUGCAACACCUGGAUGGCUCAUCCCUGCACAACAGAAUUGCAGAUAUGUUACAGAUCUUUUGACUCCUUUCCCCUUGUCUUCCUUGUGUUCUCACAAUGCACAGAGUAAAAGUGUUUGUAUGUGCAAUGUUGAAUUGUGUGCUAAGUGUACAGCAUUUUAACUGCAUCUUGAAUUCAUUGUUUCCCAUUGCUGAAUUGGGCUCUUCAAAGGAUGCAGAUAUGCACUGUGGAAAAAUAUGUCUUAUAGGGCAGGACCCUUGCCACUGGAUUGUACAGUUAUGGGCUUUCUAUCGUUCAGUCCAAUAGUUAGGAUAUAUUUCUGAAAAGUCUUUAGAUCUCAUGUGUGCCUGUUUUCUUCAAAGUAAAGCUGGAUCUAAGUUAGAUCUUACCACUUUUAGAGGUUGGGGGUGGGGAAGUAAGGGUGAGUGGUGGGGUGGGAGUGGGCACAACCGCAAGUAGAAUGCUAAUAGGGUAGGCAUGGAUUCUGAUAGCAAUGAUGAAAGCAUGCUUUCUGUGGCAGUGUGUUAUGCUGCCAUUCCUUUGUGCAUUGUGUAAACUCAUCAAGGAUGUCUGUCAUGAAAUCAAAUUAUACAAUGGCUUUUGUGUGGUGUUCGUGUUAAGGACUCUGUAUAAAGGCAUGCGUUCUGAACAAUGACUUCUGUUUUUCUUCAAGAUGGACUUUGGCAAUAAAGUAUUUAUUCAAACUGGCAA
Sceloporus undulatus (fence lizard) is the source of this 2921-nucleotide messenger RNA. RefSeq names its product tubulin beta-1 chain. NCBI's taxonomy places the organism in Eukaryota, Metazoa, Chordata, Lepidosauria, Squamata, Phrynosomatidae. Gene Ontology annotation, cellular component: microtubule; cytoplasm. The record is from RefSeq and is a predicted model, not a curated record. Gene Ontology annotation, molecular function: GTPase activity; structural constituent of cytoskeleton; GTP binding. Gene Ontology annotation, biological process: mitotic cell cycle; microtubule cytoskeleton organization. The coding region runs from base 83 to 1420 and encodes 445 amino acids. The transcript is spliced from 4 exons.